AUGCUAACACAUAUCCGCCAGACUUCCAUAGGCACCGGCUACGAUCUCUCCAACUCCGUCUUCUCACCCGACGGCCGCAACUUCCAAGUCGAAUACGCGGUGAAGGCGGUGGAAAACGGAGGCACAGCGAUCGGCAUCCGAUGCAAAGACGGCGUCGUGCUGGCGCUGGAGAAGCUCGUCACCAGCAAACUGCUCAAAAAGGAUGCAAACAAGAGGAUAGCGACGGUGGAUCGUAAUGUGGGCGUGGUCUAUUCUGGCCUCCUCCCCGACGGCCGACACUUCGUGAGCAGAGCACGCGACGAAGCCUCCAGCUGGCGCAGCAGCUACAAAGCACCCAUCCCCGGCUCCUCGCUCGCCAACCGCAUGGGAGCCUACGUACAAGCCUACACCCUCUACAACUCCGUGCGGCCGUUUGGCAUCACGGGCAUCAUCGGCGGCUGGGAUGCCGAGACAGAGCUCGCAGUCGACGGCUCGGUGGGCAGUGGGCCGAAAGUCGGAGCGGGAGGCAAGAAGCAGGGAGUCAAAGAGGGCGGACCCUUCCUCUACAUGAUCGAGCCAUCCGGGCUGUAUUGGGGCUACUACGGAGCCGCAACGGGCAAGGGGAGACAGACGGCCAAGGCGGAGUUGGAGAAGCUGAAGCUCGACCCCAAGAAUGGCGAGUGUAUAAGUUUGGAGGAGGGGGUCAAAGAGGCGGCACGCAUCAUCUAUCUCGCCCACGAAGACAGCAAGGACAAGGAGUUUGAGCUGGAGAUGACGUGGGUGAGUGCGGUGGGUGGGCCAACGAAGGGGAGACACGAGGAGGUGCCCAAGGCACUGCGUGAAGAGGCCGAGCGAUUGGCGAAGAAGGCAUUGGAGGGUGAAGACGAGGAGGAAGAGAAGAUGGAGGAGUGA
Molecule: messenger RNA, 891 nt
Organism: Neohortaea acidophila
Lineage: Eukaryota; Fungi; Ascomycota; Dothideomycetes; Mycosphaerellales; Teratosphaeriaceae
Product: proteasome core particle subunit alpha 7
Exons: 2
Coding region: 1-891 (296 amino acids)
Biological process (GO): ubiquitin-dependent protein catabolic process
Cellular component (GO): nucleus; proteasome core complex, alpha-subunit complex; proteasome core complex
Source: RefSeq, a predicted model, not a curated record